Ceratina calcarata is the source of this 2687-nucleotide messenger RNA. Its product is annotated as synaptic vesicle glycoprotein 2B. Gene Ontology annotation, cellular component: membrane. The record is from RefSeq and is a predicted model, not a curated record. The coding region runs from base 744 to 2390 and encodes 548 amino acids. NCBI's taxonomy places the organism in Eukaryota, Metazoa, Arthropoda, Insecta, Hymenoptera, Apidae. Gene Ontology annotation, molecular function: transmembrane transporter activity. Gene Ontology annotation, biological process: transmembrane transport. The transcript has 9 exons.
UUUAUACGAAUGCUGGCGAUUGUUCUUCAAAAUUAAAUACUUGCAUCCUCUGUUGUAAUCAGGUAACGUCCAACGAACGUCUAGUGUAACAAUAAUAAUAUGCAAUUGUUAAUUUGGUCCGUUUGAUUUAUUGAAAGAAACCUGUACUUGUUAUAAUUAUACGUGUAAUUGCGAUUUGUAACCGUGUAGAUUAUAAAUAAAUCAUUUACGCAAACACUUGUUUAGUCUGAUUACUUUCUUCUCUUAUUCGUUUUAAUUUCGCAUUGUUUUGAUCUGAAAAUUGUUUAAUGAUUUUUGUGCGUCACUCGCAUUACGUACGAGCGAUAUGAAGAAUAAGAAGAAUUCAAUUUUGCACGUGAACAUUUCGCCAGUAUGACGAAAAGAGAGAUGAAGAAGGUAGGGAUGCGAUAUUAUUUAAAGAGAGGUGAGUAUACCGGCCUUCUUAAACGCGGUGGUGUCUCCGUCAGUCUUUGUGCGAAGCUUUGAGGGAAAACGGGAUUGAAACCGCGAGCCGUUUCAACAUUCAGUCAAGAACCCGACCGAUUCGAGUGAAGAAAUAGACAUUAGGGAUGUAUUAGGAAGAUUAUAUUAAGGAGACGUUGUCAAAAAACGACUCGGAGGACGAAUAAAAAGUAGAGAACACUUGAAGACUGACACUUGAGAACGGUAGAAGUAUUACAAUUCGCGUAAAACAAGAGAAAAGAGAAGGACAAUUAGAGGGGCGUUUAGGGCAAGCAGGAGCUAUGGUGAAUCAAAUAACUUCCCUAUCAUUUUCAGUGGACACGAACGGUGGAAAAGAGGGCACCGCGGACUUCGAAAAAGCCAUCAGACUUUGCGGAUAUGGAAAGUUUCACUACAGUAUCCUUUUAUUAUGCGGUGCAAUGUUCCUGUGCGUCGGCUGCCAGAACGGGAUCAACGCUUAUAUCCUUCCGUCGGCCGAAUGCGAUCUUAAUUUAUCAUCCGAGCAGAAAGGACUGUUGAACGUCGCUUUCCUGUUGGGCGGAGUAAUCAGUUCCUUAGUCUGGGGAGUUUUUGCCGACGCCUAUGGAAGAAGAUACAUACUGUUGUUAACGUUGUUUAGCGACAGUGUCUUGUCCAUCGCCGGGAGUUUUUCCCAAAGCUUCAGAGUAUUAUUAUUCUUCCGAGGCUUGAGCGGCUUUUUUAUCGGAGCGCCUGGAUCUUUGGUGUACAGUUAUUUAGGAGAGUUUCACGCCGAGAGGCAAAGAGUCAAAGCCGUUUGUUACGUGGGAUUCUUCUGGACGUUGUCGUGGUUGAUAUUACCCGGCCUGGCAUGGAUCAUCAUACCGAUGCCGAUGUCUCUUCAGUUCAACGGAAUCGUUUACAACUCCUGGCGAUUACUUUUGGCAAUCAUCGUUAUGCCUACUCUAUUAGUAACGCUUAUAGCAAUUAAAUAUCCCGAGAGUCCAAAGUUCUUGGUGUCUCAGGGCAAGACCGAGGAAGCAUUGUCGAUAUUAAAAAAGAUUUACGCGAUUAAUACGGGAAAUCACGAGGACGAAUAUCCGGUAAAAUAUUUAUUAUGCGACGACACGGCUCCCGUCAACGAUAACAAAAAAGGAUCUGGCAUGUUGACACAGUUGUUAAAAAAUAUUUGGCAACAAAUUAAAUCGUUGGCUUCACCGCCAUUGCUCAACUACGCGAUCUUAUGCUGGACCAUUUAUUUCGCGAACAUGUUCGGAUAUUACGGUUUCGGAUUGUGGUUGCCGGAGCUGUUCAACAGAUUCGAAAACUAUCACAAUUUGCAUCCCAACAUAACGGUCGGUGUCUGCAAAUUAAUGCACGACUUGCAACCGUCAAUCUCCGUUGUCAACAAUGUCACGGCGAUCGCUGACAACGUGAUCAAUGCAACCGUGGACACCGUUGGCUGUUCGCCAGACAUGGACGAAAUGGUGUUUAUCAAUUCGUUGACGAUAAACGCUUUCUGCCUAUUGGGAAAUAUACUGUCUGGAUAUCUAGCCAAUAAACUGGGGAGAAGAACAAUGCCAGUGACUACCAUGCUGCUGGCCGGAGUGUUUGGCUUCGCCAUAUACUUUGUAAACUCUUCGUUACAAAUCCUGAUGGUCAGCUGCGUCUUUUCAUUGGCGAUAGUCACGGCUAACUUUGUCAUUAGCAGCAUCGUGGUAGAUAUAUUUCCGACUCACGUCGGAGCUGUCACUAUAUGCAUGAUGACUUGCUUCGGAAGAUUAGGUGCUAUCGCUAGCAACCUGGCGUUUGGAUUACUAUUGGACAUUAGCUGUGAAGUUCCCAUCUUUUUAGUUGGAAGUAUAGUCAUCUGUAAGUAUAAACUACUGCUACUCGCUCAAGAUUUUGCGCCCUACUACUUUUGUCACAACUCUCUCUUCUUCUUUCAGUCGGAGGACUGUUGGCGUUGACUCUCCCAAAGAAAAAUUCCAGAUGAUACUCUGUGGUGGUGGUGGUCGUCGAUCGUCGUCAAGAGAAGAAGAAACUCCAAGAGGAAUGUGAAAACGCCGUUGUGUAUAACAACACCAUACAUACAUUAUUUCUUCUCAUCAAAUCACAAUACUGUCCGUGUGUCCGUUAAGUGACAUGGUCUCUAAAUUAUUUACAUUGUCCGCUGUUCUAUGGAAUAUAUAGUUGUACAUGUACAUAUGUAUGUGCGGUAUGCGUGUGGAGAAUCGUACGCGUAAAAUUGAUGAUGGUUCGAUAAA